Medicago truncatula (barrel medic) is the source of this 1677-nucleotide messenger RNA. RefSeq names its product MDIS1-interacting receptor like kinase 2. Bases 1 to 1677 code for a protein of 558 amino acids. Lineage: Eukaryota; Viridiplantae; Streptophyta; Magnoliopsida; Fabales; Fabaceae. The transcript is spliced from 4 exons. Gene Ontology annotation, biological process: protein phosphorylation. The record is from RefSeq and is a predicted model, not a curated record. Gene Ontology annotation, molecular function: ATP binding; protein binding; protein kinase activity.
AUGGUAAUCAACUUUAUGGAACAAUUCCUUCCACUAUCGGAAAUUGGAAAUUUAACGAAAGUAAGUGCAUUAUCUCUUUUAUCAAACGAUCUCACUGGGAAUAUUCCAACAGAAAUGAAUAGGCUUAACAAAUUGAAGAUUCUGCAGUUUGGUGAUAAUAAUUUCAUAGGUCAUUUACCUCCCAAUAUAUGUAGUAGUGGAAAGUUAACUGUGUUCUCGGCUAGAAAUACUCAGUUCACAGGUCCAAUUCCAAAGAGUUUGAAGAAUUGUUCAAGUCUAAAGAGAGUGAGACUUGAACAAAACCAACUUGCUGGAAAUAUAACAGAUAGCUUUGGUGUGUGUCCAAACUUGUACUACAUGGAAUUGAGUGGUAAUAAAUAUUUUGGCCAUAUUUCACCUAAUUGGGGAAAACGCAAGAAUCUCAUAAGCCUUAAAAUCUCCAACAAUAAUUUAACAGGGAGUAUACCACUAGAAUUGGUUGGGGCAACCAAUUUACAUUUACUUGAUUUGUCCUCGAAUCAACUAACAGGAGAAAUUCCAAUGGAGCUAGGCAACUUAUCUUCAUUGAUCCAACAACUCUCGAUAAGUAGCAAUUACUUUUCAGGGGAAGUUCCUGUACAAAUUGCCUCAUUGAAGGAAGUUGCUAUCUUGGAGCUGGCAACAAAUAAUUUAAGUGGCUUCGUCCCAAAACAACUUGGAAGAUUAUCUAUGUUAUUACACUUAAAUAUGAGCCAAAAUAAGUUUGAAGGAAACAUUCCUGAUGAGAUUGGACAGUUAAAAGUUAUUGAAAAUCUUGAUCUUAGUGGGAAUUCUUUGAAUGGAACCAUACCAACAAUGCUUGGACAGUUAAAUCGCUUAGAAACAUUGAAUCUUUUUUGUACCAUUCCCUUGACCUAUGGUGAGAUGUCAGGCUUGACAACUGUUGAUAUAUCAUGCAACCAAUUGAAGGGUCCAAUUCCAAAAAUUUCAUCCUUCCUACAAGCCCCAUUUGAAGCAUUAAGAAAUAACAAAGGCUUGUGUGCCACUGAAGAUUUUGACAGCAAGAUCAAUCUCAUUGGGGUUGGAGUACAUGGAAGUGAUUACAAAGCAGAGUUGCCUACUGGUCAAGUGGUAGCUGUGAAGAAACUCCAUUCACUACCAAAUGGAGAUGGUAGCAUGGACAACAUUUUGAAGGACAAUGAACAAGCUAGUGAAUUUGAUUGGAAUAGAAGGGUGAAUGUCAUUAAAGAUAUAGCUAAUGCUUUAUGCUAUCUACAUCAUGAUUGUUCCCCUCCUAUUGUUCAUCGAGAUAUAUCCAGCAAGAAUGUUAUUUUGGAUUUGGAAUAUGUAGCUCAUGUCUCAGACUUUGGAACAUCUAAAACUUGCAUACACAAUGGAAGUAAUGAGAAAUGUGAUGUGUAUAGUUUUGGGGUAUUAACCUUGGAAAUACAUUUUGGAAAGCACCCUGGAGAUAUUGUAACUUAUUUGUGGCAACAACCUUCACAAAGUGCUACGGACCUGACAAUUGAUACUAUUCCAUUGAUGGAUAUGUUAGACCAACGUCUCCCUCGUCCUACAAAUGACAUCAUUGUUCACAAGGUGGCAUCGAUGAUAAGGAUUGCAGUUGCUUGCUUAACUGAAAGCCCGCGUUCUCGCCCUACCAUGGAGCAGGUCUGCAAGCAGUUUGUAAUGUCAUAA